AUGGACUACAAGGGCCCAUUGGAGUUCAAUCAGCAUGAGCUCGAUAGUUCAAAAGAGAAUACUGACAAACCUUCUCUUAAUGAGACAUAUGUGAAAGAAUAUGACCGGAGUAUUUCAUCUCCGCCUAAAGAAAAUGAUGGAUAUGGGUAUCGUGUAGACAAUGAAUACGAUGUGGAUGACAGUGUUGAUGGUGAGAAGGGGGAAGUUCGUAGUACCGAGGUGAAGCGUGCUCUGAAACCACGUCAUAUUGGUAUGAUUGCACUUGGAGGUACCAUUGGUACUGGUCUUUUUGUUGGUAUUUCAGAACCUUUACAAAAUGCCGGUCCGGUGGGUAUGCUAAUCGCAUAUUUAUUUAUGGCAACUAUCGCAUUUAGUGUUAUGCAGUCAUUAGGUGAAAUGGCUACUUAUAUUCCUGUUACCUCAGCAUUUUCUGUGUUUUCCCAGAGAUUUCUUUCGCCUGCGUUUGGUGCAGCUAACGGUUACAUGUAUUGGUUUUCAUGGUCUAUCACGUUUGCAUUGGAGUUAUCGGUUAUUGGGCAAAUUGUACAGUACUGGACAUUCAAAGUUCCAGUAGCGGCAUGGAUUUCUAUUUUUUGGGUUUUAAUUGCAGGAUUAAAUUUUUGCCCUGUUAAAUUUUAUGGUGAAUUUGAAUUUUGGAUUGCAUUCAUUAAAGUUGUUGCCAUCGUCGGAUUCAUAAUUUACUGUUUUAUCAUGGUUUGUGGUGCUGGUAAGACUGGUCCAGUUGGGUUCCGUUACUGGAGACACGGCUAUGCAUUCGGUGACGGUAUCAUUUCCAAAAAUAAAAAUGAAGCAAGAUUUUUGGGCUGGGUUUCCUCAUUGAUCAAUGCAGCAUUCACCUAUCAAGGUACAGAAUUGGUUGGUAUUACCGCUGGUGAAGCUGCAAAUCCAAGAAAAACUGUUCCUAAAUCUAUCAAGAGGACGCUGUGGCGUAUUUUAAUUUUCUACAUCUUUUCGUUACUUUUUGUUGGUUUGUUGGUUCCAUUCAACGACCACGGGCUUCAAGACAGUAGAUCAUAUGCAGCUUCAUCACCAUUUAUCUUGGCGAUUAAAAAUUCAGGUACUAAAGCUCUACCGGACAUUUUCAAUGCUGUUAUAUUGACCACAGUUAUUUCCGCAGCUAACUCAGAUGUGUACGUCGGGUCACGUGUGAUGUACUCUAUGGCAAGAAAUAGAUUAGCUCCACCUAUUUUAGCUAAGGCUAGCAAAGGAGGUGUUCCAUAUGCAGCUGUUCUAUUCACUAGUGCUAUCGGUGCACUGGCAUAUCUAGAAACUUCAUCAAGUGGUGCAAAUGUUUUCAACUGGUUAAUGAACAUUACUGGUGUUGCCGGAUUUUUCUCCUGGUGGCUAAUUUCAUGGUCUCAUUUGAGAUUUAUGAAAGCUUUGAAACAAAGAGGUAUUUCUCGUAACGAUUUGCCUUUUAAAGCAUCAUUCAUGCCAUGGAUUGCCAUUUAUUCGUUUUUCUUCAUGACUCUCAUCAUCCUAGUACAAGGUUUCACAUGCUUUACACCACAUUUCCAGGCAAGUGAUUUUGUUGCGUCAUACAUCUCGGUUGGAUUAUUCUUUGUCAUUUGGGCGGUUUUUCAAAUUUGGUUUAGAUGUCCACUAUUAGUUCCAAUAGCAGAAAUCGAUAUUGAUACUGACAGAAGAGAUGUUGAUGCUGAAGUAUGGGAAGAUGAACCUCCAAAGACUUUAUGGGAUAAAUUUUGGAAUAUUGUGGCAUAG
Molecule: messenger RNA, 1743 nt
Organism: Zygosaccharomyces rouxii
Lineage: Eukaryota; Fungi; Ascomycota; Saccharomycetes; Saccharomycetales; Saccharomycetaceae
Product: amino acid permease
Exons: 1
Coding region: 1-1743 (580 amino acids)
Biological process (GO): amino acid transmembrane transport
Cellular component (GO): membrane
Molecular function (GO): amino acid transmembrane transporter activity
Source: RefSeq, a predicted model, not a curated record